Messenger RNA from Blastomyces dermatitidis ER-3, 2838 nucleotides. RefSeq names its product vesicle-mediated transporter Bfr2/Che-1. The transcript has 3 exons. The record is from RefSeq and is a predicted model, not a curated record. Gene Ontology annotation, biological process: maturation of SSU-rRNA from tricistronic rRNA transcript (SSU-rRNA, 5.8S rRNA, LSU-rRNA). Gene Ontology annotation, cellular component: nucleolus; nucleus. NCBI's taxonomy places the organism in Eukaryota, Fungi, Ascomycota, Eurotiomycetes, Onygenales, Ajellomycetaceae. The coding region runs from base 73 to 1821 and encodes 582 amino acids.
UAAUAUUCGCAUUGAUAUUUGAUCAUGUGACUCGGCAAUGCGGCCUGGCUCUGCCGAAGGGACCCGCCCAGAAUGGAAGUUUUACCCGACGAGCAAAAAUUACCAACAAGAAAGAAAAAAAAAACCCCAAAAUCUCAGCACAACGCUUCUCUACCAAACGAUGAGAUUGACUUCAUAAAGUUGGCAACCAUGGCAAAUAACCGUGGCCGGGUGAAGUCUCUGGCGGAGCAAAUUGCUGAUUUGGAAGAUCCAACUCCCAAAGAUUUCGAUCCAGAAGAUUUAAAUGACCGCGCGGAAAGCAGCGACGAUCAGUCUUCUGGAGCGGAGGAUGAUAAUGCUAACGCCGGUCGAGAGCAUUACAUAGCUGUUGGAAAGAGCAAGCUCCGCGAACCAGAGAAAGUAACUCUCGGGCGCGAAUAUGCUGGCUCGCGAGUUAGUCGAGAGGCACUUGAAGGCUACGAGAGUGAAGAUGAUCCAUUCCGCAAAGAUUCAAGCGACGAGGACGCGUCAUGGUUAUCUGAUGAGCUUGAUGGAUUGAAAAGUGGAGACUUGGGAGAAGAUGAUUCAGAUGCAGAAUCCGAGGAUAUGGAUAAUGCGCUGGGGUCUGAUAAAGAGCUAGACGGAGCAAGUGAUUCUGAAAGCGAUCAGGGAUUUGGCGAUAGCAGUGAUGACGAGGGUGAAGAUGAUCAAGGAGAGUCUGAAAGUGAAAUUUCUGGAGACGAAGACGAUGAUGAAGAUGAAGAUGAUAAACAGGAGGACGGCCCCGCCCUAUCAGACGACCGGGCUGAAAUAAGACGACUCAUGGCCUCAGAUCACAAAACUGUUGCAGCGUCACUAUCUCAAGCAGCCAAAGCAGAUGCUGCGAAGGGGAGGUCGGUCAAGCGUCAGCGGUCAGCUUUCGGCGCCAUAUUGAACGCACGUAUCAAACUUCAGAAAGGAAUUACAUCUCUUAACGGUCUAUCAUCUACGUUAGAGGAUGAUAAUGCAGCUCACCAGUCCUCGAUCCAGUCCGCUGAAGCUGCGGCACUAGCUCUUUGGAGUACGAUCGAAGAUCUUCGACAUGCACUUGCUAAUGCCCAAACCAGGAACACCACCUCAUCAUCUAAAAAACGAAAACGAGGCCCGCCUCCUUCCGCCUCCACCUCGUCAGCCGAUAUUUGGCAUCGCAUGGAGGAAAUCGAAGCACAAUCACGACUUCACCGUCGCGCUGUGCUUGAUAAAUGGGCUUUAAAAACACGUGGUUCGAGAGCUGCACUACCGAACGCCAGAGGCAAGCUACUGAAUCACGGGGCAACCGACCAGCAAACAAUAACCUCCGUGCUGGAUGCCCACAUUGCCACCCAACUUGAUAGCCGCUCAUCCAAACGCACCUUUACAGAGGACGUCCAAGAACGCCAACAAACCAACGGUACCUCUAAUGGCCCCCACGAAGUAAACGAAAUGUACGACGACUCCAUCUUCUACCAGACUCUACUCCGCGACCUUGUGGAAGAACGCAUGUCUGCCAACAACGGCAUCGAGACACUGCAGAUGCAACUUCCCUCCCUCCUUGCUAUCCAUCCUACCACCGGGAUGCGCAAGGAUAAGGUUAAAAGAGCUGUAGAUACCAAGGCCUCCAAGGGCCGUAAGAUGCGGUAUACUGUCCACGAGAAGCUGCAGAAUUUCAUGCCUCCGGAAGACAGAGGCACAUGGGGGGAUAGCGCGCGGGAGGAGUUCUUCGCUUCGUUGCUAGGAAAAAGUGCGAGGGAUGUUUUGGGUGAGGAUGAUGAGGAUGAGGACGAGGAUGUUGAAGAGGGAGGACUUAGACUUUUCCGGAGUUAGGAAAUGGCGUAGAGAUGACUGAUACUUCUCUUGGUUGUGUUAAAAUUUAUUUGUCUACUAUCUGCUCUAUUGUUAUCGAGCGUCGAGCUACUAAUAUCUAUAUAUCUGCUCUGCUACCAAUGCAACUCCCAUACAUAUCCAGCGAUGGCCUUUCCCAAACUACAUAGAUAAAGUCUUAAAAGGAUUGGAAACCUUUGCCGGAUAAAAAUAAUAAGCCAACGGAUGCCGGUAGUCGCCUGAAUGCUGCAUUACCCCUAUUUAUUUAAAGUUAAAAGACCAGCCCACCGCCUAAUAAAAUAAUAUUAAUUAGAAGAAGCUCAUCUUCAAAUAACCUUCCCAAAAAGAAACACAUAUUGAGGUUAAAAGAAAGGAAAAUGGAAAAGAUUACUCACCAUCAUCAACAAUAUCCGCCCCAUUCACGUAACUCCGCCACCUCGCUACACAAAAACACCACGGGACUUGCCAUCUCCCGGGGAUCCCCCAUCCUCCCCAUGGGAUUCCUAUCGGCCCAUAUUUGGCGACAUGGUGCCAACGCAUCGCCCUCAUUGAGUGCCGUGUCCAUGUAGCCCGGAGAGAUGGAGUUGACAUGGAUGCCGUACUGACUCCAUUCUGCUGCGAGAGAGGCACGGAGCUGCAGAAUGCCGGCUUUGGAGACGUUGUAGGCGGCCUGGGGUUGCGGGUAGUUUACGCGGUGGGCGCUGAUGGAGGAGAUAAGAACGACACGCCCGCCGCUGGCAUCGGAGAUCAUGUGUCUGGGCAGUUUGAGGGCGCAUCUAUGUGGGGAACGGCGAGGGAAGGGAAAUCCUUGCGGAGAGCUUGAGAGACGUUCGUUUUCUCGAAAGCGGAAGGGAGGUCUAGGAGAGCCUGUGUAAUUCAUAUAGAGGUAUCGGAAUUAUCAUGCUUCGUUUAUAUAUAUGACAAACACAAGGAGUAGCUUUUUUAGCGGCAAUGAUUAAGGGGUACUAGGAUGUAAUAUCAUAGGAUGAAUUCCGGGGGUUAGAGCUGUCACAAUAGCAA